Molecule: messenger RNA, 1977 nt
Organism: Fusarium poae
Lineage: Eukaryota; Fungi; Ascomycota; Sordariomycetes; Hypocreales; Nectriaceae
Exons: 3
Coding region: 1-1977 (658 amino acids)
Molecular function (GO): nucleic acid binding
Source: RefSeq, a predicted model, not a curated record
AUGACCAGAAACAAGAAGGCAGCUCCCGCGCCCCGGGGCGUAAGGAACGCCAGAGGCGGACGAGGAGGUCGUGGGGGAAGAGGAUCAUUUCGUGUCCGUGGGAGUUAUUUUUCAACAUCAUCACAUGUCAAUUUCAUUCAAGAUGAAUCUGUUGGAUUUACACUCGCCGACGAAGCCCGCCAGACCUCACAACAUGACCACUCUGCAUGGGGAAACUCUAGCCUGCGGUCACGGCCAGUAACGUUUGUAAGCGCCGGCCCUAGUGAACCACUGAAGUUGCUCGACGAGAUUAUGGACGGAGCGAACGAAGAGCCGGGAGUAAUGACGAUAAACGAAGAAGCACAGGAGGACGAUGAACCAUACAUGGACCAAGAGGAUCUCAAUGAAAGUGACGAGGAUGAAAUCAUAGGACCGGAUGACCUUGAGGAAGCCAUCCAAGACAUCCAAGAAAGGACCGCAGUGAAAGGUGACACGCCGGAUGCGCCGUGUUUCUUCUUCGAUCUGAAAGGAGACCAGGCACAAGAUAACCAGGAUAAACUGACGGUUCAGGUACCUGAACGACCUUUUUCAAGAAGCAGCACCUCUAGUGACGAGGUCAUACUUUUCAAGGGCCGAGGCGCCCCGAGAAAGCCUGAACACAUGUCUAAUAUCGACAUGGUGCAGAUGCAAACAGAAAUUCGUGUCGUCGAACAAGCUAUCACCGACAAGCCUGUACGAUCAGGGCCAUCCCCAGUGCCCGAGUUACCCACAGAACGAGUGCGAAAUAGUAAAUCGACGAAUAGGGAAAAGAAGCAGAAGCAGCGUGACAAGCGCAAAGAGAUCGACCGCGCGAAGGCAGAAGAGGAUGCUAUUCUUGCAGACUACAUUGCAAACUUGAAAGAAAAUAGCGAUGUGGAUGAGUAUUUGAAAGAACAUGGACAGGGUGGAAUGGAUUCUGAUGCCAGUGGGCUGUCUAACGCCAGCUGUCAGCAGCAAGCUACCGCCACACAUGCGUACACCACAGACGGAGAUCAAUCAGGCGAAGACCUGGAGCACGAAUCCAAAGCCAACAACGAAGAUUACCCCGCAAGCGAGAUCGACGACGAGACGCUGGCCCAGUUGAUUGCUGGCCACGGGCUAGGCUACGACCUGGGGAUGGAAGAUGUCAAUUUCGGAGACUCUCUCAGUGAUUCAGACUCCGAUGGUGAAGAGCCCACCAAGAAGCCAAAGCAGCGGCAAAUGGUUGUCGAUGACUUCGACUUAAUGGAUUGGGAGCGACCAAGCCUACGCCCCCGUAAGGGCAAAGGGGCAAGAGCUCAGAUUAACUUCAAUCUAUCCGAUUCCGAAUUGGAAGCAACACUCCGGACGAACUGGAAGAAUGACAGACUUAAGAAGUCGGAGCGCAAGAGACAGAGAGAGGAGAUGCGCGCACUUGGCAUGCUGGGAAAGAAAACGAAACCUGAUGAUCUACGCAUCAAAUACCCAGAUGGAAUGAAUAUGGAACAAGUUGGAGAAGAGAUGCGGACAUUUAUGAUCAGUGGCGAUGAACAGCUUAUCUUGCCCCCAAUGGAUAACCAUGCCCGCAAAAUAAUACACGAGCUGGCGAAUAAGUUCAAAAUCAAGUCCAAGUCGAUAGGGAAAGGUGAUCAACGACGGCCUACACUCUAUCGAACAGGACGUACGCUUCCCUAUAUCGAAGUAACAUUUAACCACGCUUUUAAUCGUGUGAAUCGGAAAUAUCUCCCUCGGCUUGACAAGGGCAAGAAAGGCAAAAGACUGCCUCCUGUUCGUGGCGGUGCUUCUGUCGCAGCUGCUACAUACCAAGAUGGCGAGGUCGUUGGCGGUUCGGCGCCUGAACUGGGCAUUGAGAAUCGUGGAAGAGCCAUGUUGGAAAAGAUGGGAUGGAGUAUGGGAACGGCAUUAGGCGCGUCGGACAACAAAGGAAUCAUGCAGCCUGUUACGCAGACGAUGAAGCGAUCAAAGGCCGGCCUGGGUUAG